This is a messenger RNA of Phycodurus eques (leafy seadragon), 963 nucleotides long. RefSeq names its product guanylate cyclase activator 1B (gene guca1b). Gene Ontology annotation, molecular function: calcium sensitive guanylate cyclase activator activity; calcium ion binding. Gene Ontology annotation, cellular component: cone photoreceptor outer segment; photoreceptor inner segment. The transcript has 5 exons. The coding region runs from base 134 to 727 and encodes 197 amino acids. Gene Ontology annotation, biological process: visual perception. Lineage: Eukaryota; Metazoa; Chordata; Actinopteri; Syngnathiformes; Syngnathidae. The record is from RefSeq and is a predicted model, not a curated record.
GAUUUUGACAAGUGGACAUUUGUAAUCCCAUCAUAAGAGCUACAGCAACCUUUGUCUCAUCCUGUCUUUCAGAUGGGAUUCUACCACAGGAGGAAGUGUCAACAAUGCAGGGUGUUGUGAUAAUCUUUCCACAAUGGGUCAGCGCCUAAGCGAGGACAGUGACCCAGACAAAGAAAUAGAUGUGGCAGAGCUCCAGGACUGGUACAAAAAGUUUGUGGUGGAAUGCCCCAGUGGAACAUUGUUUAUGCACGAGUUCAAAAGUUUUUUUGGGGUAGCCGAUAACAAAGAGGCUUCAGAUUACAUCGAGAGCAUGUUUCGGGCCUUCGACAAGAAUGGAGACAACACCAUUGACUUUCUAGAGUAUGUUGCAGCUUUGAACUUGGUUCUUAGGGGUAAACUGGAGCACAAAUUGAAAUGGACGUUCAAAAUGUAUGAUAAAGAUGGAAGUGGGUGCAUUGAUAAAACAGAGCUUCUUGAAAUUGUGGAGUCUAUUUAUCGACUGAAGAAAGCCUGUCAUGGAGAGCUGGAUGAAGAGUGCAAUCUUCUGACCCCAGACCAAGUAGUGGACCGGAUAUUUGAGCUGGUGGAUGAAAAUGGAGACGGCGAACUCUCCCUGGACGAGUUCAUCGAUGGAGCGCGGAGGGACAAGUGGGUGAUGAAGAUGCUCCAGAUGGAUGUCAACCCUGGGGACUGGAUGAAUGAGCAAAGACGCAGUGUGAACAUCUAAAGGCUGGAGAAUGGACUGUCAGUCUGCCACAUGCACAAAGCUUUGGUGUGACACGACACCAAUCCUGCUUUGUCCCACUGUGCUUGCAUGAAUGUAAAUAUUGCACAACAAACUCAAUCGAGCAUAGAUAUGUAUUUAUUAUAUGUUAUCAAGAAAAACAUAUAUAAAUUAGGAUUAUUAAUUUGUUUUGGUGCAGACUUACUUACUUGUGCAACAAAUAUACGAUUUCAGUAUCA